Oryctolagus cuniculus (rabbit) is the source of this 5639-nucleotide messenger RNA. It is a transcript of the gene TOX2, whose product is annotated as TOX high mobility group box family member 2. Gene Ontology annotation, cellular component: nucleus. Gene Ontology annotation, biological process: regulation of transcription by RNA polymerase II. The record is from RefSeq and is a predicted model, not a curated record. Gene Ontology annotation, molecular function: chromatin DNA binding. Lineage: Eukaryota; Metazoa; Chordata; Mammalia; Lagomorpha; Leporidae.
CCCAUCACCCAUGCACUGGUAGAUGCCAUUAUCCCAACCCCAGGAUGCCGCCUCCCAGCACACAUGGCAGAAUCGAGUCCAGAACCUUCUGUCCCCAGGCUUAGCUCCUCCGGACAGACCCUGCUCCCUGCAGAGAGAUGGUGGAAUUUGGUAAAUGCUGGGUGAGGAGUGCAGGGGCUUCCUACACUUGAUCCAUAUCAUCUCACCUCUGCCUCUUGCAGUGCCUCCUCCCGUGUCCAUACUGACCAUCCCUCGAUGGGUUCAAGUUCAGAUUUUGUGACUUUAGUGAUCCACAUUCCAAAGAAAACCAGAUUGGAAGAACCUGUAUAACUGUUCUAAUUUUUGCUUUCGGUCAUGUAUUUGAUACGUUACACAGGAUAUUCAAAACUUACUAUAACUGUGAUGGUUUCACCUCAUUGUCAAUAUUCUGAGCAUGUUUAAGGUAGGCUAGGCUGAACUCUGCUGUUCAAUAGGUCAGUUGUAUUAAAUGCACUUUAAAAUAUUUAUGUAUUUAUUUGAGAAGCAGAGAUAGGCGGAGAGAGACAAGUGGACAGAGAGGAAGCUCCCAUCUCUGGUUCACUCCCCAAAUGCUUGCAGUGAUCAGAGCUAGGCUGGGACAAAGCCAAGAGCUGGAACUGCCACCUAAGUGUCCCAUGUGGGUGGCAGGAACCCAGUUAUAUGAGUCGGAAUCACCACUGCUUCCCAGGGUCUGCAUGAGCAGGAAGUCAGGAGCUGGAGCCAGGAAUCAAGCCCAGGUACUCUGAUGUGGGCCGCAGGUGUCAUAACUUGCUAAGCUAAAUGCAUCAAGUGCAUCUUUCACUUAUUAGAGAAAGAGAGAGAGGUGGACAUGCAGAGAGAUCUCACGUCUGCUCCUCCGGUGCUAGCCAUGGACAGAACACGUAUUCCCAUGGUAAGUCAAGAAGCGUCUGUACACCCGAAUUCUGCGGCUCCUUCAAACCCUAGCUUGAAGGACGCCUUCUCCAUGAAGUCCUCACUCUGGCCUCAGGCCCUCAGCUGUGAGCAGUUAUUCACUCACAUGUGGGAGCCAGGAGGCCUUGGAGGGCAGGCCAGCAUCCUGUUCACGCACUGCCCCUGCGUCUGAGACUGAAAUGCUUGUGGACUGGAUGAGGGUGCAGAUGAGUGUGAGGAUGAUCACUGAAGGACAUCUUUCUCUGGGACGAGCAGUCAUGCCUGUAACUAACCAGGGUCUGAUGAGCAAGUCACACAUUCGCCACGCAGCGUGGGCUUCUUUCCACAUCAACAAAUGCCGGCUGUUUCUCGUGGCCGCGUUGUAUUCCUUUGUGUGACGAGCCGUGAUUUGCUUCACCAAUGCCUAUUGAGGGUAUUGUCAUUUCAGUUUUCUUUGAAAUAGUGGUGCAAUCAAUAGCCACUUGAAUUUGGGCUCGGAAAGUUCUUUCCCAUCCUGAGCUUGUACAAAUAUUCCUGGAUGGUUUCGACUUCAUGCUUUCCUGAAUCUUCAGUGGGUCUGAAAUUUUCCUCCUCUUGGUACCACAGUACGAAAGUCCCAGCCUCUUUUUCUUUUAGAUGGGCUCCAUGUGCUUGGAUCUUGGCCACAGAUCCAUGGGUUGUGUGUUCUCUUUGUUGAGUACCUACUGUGUGUCAGACCUUGUGCUAGGAGCAGGGGCCCAGAGAUGAUUGAGAUGGUCCCAGCCAUCAAGGCGCUCACAGAAACAAAACCAGCAAAACAGACAGGCAGAAGCCCCCGGCUGGAGGGCCGCGCCAUGGGGAGCCCAGCCUGGGGCUGGGGGAGACCAGAGGAGCCCUUGCUGGGAGGAUGAGAUAUUUGAAUGGAGGUAGAGGGAGGAGAAGGUGGCAGAUCUGUGAUGGUCGGGGGAAAGAGGGUCCAGGCCCAGGCCCAGCCCAGGAGAGGUGCAGAGGCUCAGCAGCAGCAAGUCCCCUUCCCUCUGGAGCCGCCUCCUUCCCCUGCUCCACUCUGGCUCCCUCCUCUUGCAGACGCGCUGGCAUCGCCCUCACAUCACCUGACCUGUGCUGUUCCCUGGUGCUCCGUCGGGGGGUGAUUCCCCAGGGCUCUGACCCCACUCUUAACUCCAUGAUGUGUCUCCUGCCUUUGUGGCCUCUGAAACAUGCGAAAUUAGAAUUGGUUGAUAGCACCCUGCCCAGUAUGUGACACUGAUCCCCCCAUUUUACAGACUGAGAAACCAAGGCUCAGGGGAGUUGGCCAUUUCAGCAGGCAGAGUGAGGACUCUUGUCCCCCAAAUCCCUGCUCUUCCAGAGCCCUGAUUUAGUGCGCGUGAACUAAUGAGACUGCCGGGGGAUCCUGAGAGCCUCGGGCAGUGCUGUCCCAAGCCCCAUCUGGCCUCGUGGCUGGUGACUGUGGCCCUUGACCAGCUGGCUUCCAACGAUUGAACCGGGGGAGGCGCCUGUGUUUUUGUUUUAAAUUACAAAUAUAAUACACACUUGUGUAAAAGAAAAGAAAUGAAACAAGACAAGGAAGAAAAAAAGCAAAUGAAAAUACUUCCUCCUCCUACUCCCUAGAGCAGCCACUGUUAACAGCUUGGCAUCUUAACAGUGCAUAUCACAACACACACACGCACACACACAUACACACACCACACGUAUACACACACAUACACAUACGCACAUGUAUACACACACAUGUAUACAGACACGCACACAGUUGUUUUUAGAGAGAUGGGACUGUGGCCUUGCCCUUUUCUCCCAACCAAUUGCAAAUCAGCACCUGUGGGCCCUCCUCAAUCCACCCUAUCCCAUCCCAUGGAUGCGUUCCAAGGUCCUCUCCUGGGUUUAGACCUUGAGUUUGCCUCUGCCGCUCUCCGUAACAAGCUCCCUCCUUGGGUGCCUGUCCGUGCACGCUGAGCACAGGUACUUCUGCUUGGAAGUCUUGCUGCCGAAUGAAAAGGCGUGCAGGUUUGCCACGUUGACAGGUACUGCCGGAUUGUUUGCCAAAGGCCCGUGCAGUGCAGCCCCCACCCCCUGUCGAGCCACAGGCGAUGUGACGCAGCGCUGUGUGUAAUGGCUACUCCCUGUCUGCUCCCCGAGACCUGCGUGGAGGCCGCCACCAGGAGCUCUGAACACACAGGCCCAAAUUGGGAUGGAAGAUGGAUUUUGAAAAAAGAGGUUAAAUAGCUGUUUUUUCCAUUUCACCUUAUAGGAACGGGAUAGGGGGCGGGGGUGCCGGGCCUGCAGCCAAUAGAGGACCAAGAGUUGUCAGGAGGGCUUAGAAAGCUUGCUAUUUCUGGCAUUUUUCUCUUUCUCUGCUGAUUAUGCAGCAGAAGCGCACAGAGGCUGUCGCGGGCGCGUUCUCUCGCUGCCUGGGUUUCUGUGGAAUGAGACGCAGGCUCCUUCUUCUUGCGAGACGCUGGUGCAUUGCAGGUGUGUCUCUGCAGAAGUUUGAUGGUGACAGUGCCUACGUGGGGAUGAGUGACGGCAACCCAGAACUCCUGUCAACCAGCCAGACCUAUAACAGCCAGAGCGAGAGCAACGAAGACUAUGAGAUCCCCCCGAUAACACCUCCCAACCUCCCUGAGCCACCCCUCCUGCACCUGGGGGACCACGAAGCCAGCUACCACUCACUGUGCCACGGCCUCGCUCCCAACGGUCUGCUCCCUGCCUACUCCUACCAGGCCAUGGACCUCCCAGCCAUCAUGGUGUCCAACAUGCUGGCCCAGGACAGCCAUCUGCUCUCCAGCCAGCUGCCCACGAUCCAGGAGAUGGUGCACUCGGAGGUGGCGGCCUACGACGCGGGCCGGCCAGGGCCCCUGCUGGGCCGCCCUGCCAUGCUGGCCAGCCACAUGACUGCCCUCAGCCAGUCCCAGCUCAUCUCGCAGAUGGGCCUCCGGAGCGGCAUUGCCCACAGCUCCCCCUCGCCCCCAGGGAGCAAGUCAGCCACGCCCUCACCCUCCAGUUCCACCCAGGAGGAGGAGUCAGAAGCUCACUUCAAGCUCUCAGGAGAGAAGAGACCCUCUGCCGACCCAGGGAAAAAGGCCAAGAACCCCAAGAAGAAGAAGAAGAAAGACCCAAACGAGCCGCAGAAGCCCGUGUCAGCCUACGCGCUCUUCUUCAGGGACACCCAGGCCGCCAUCAAGGGGCAGAACCCCAGCGCCACCUUCGGGGACGUGUCCAAAAUCGUGGCCUCCAUGUGGGACAGCUUGGGAGAGGAGCAGAAGCAGGCCUACAAGAGGAAGACCGAAGCAGCAAAGAAGGAGUAUCUGAAGGCUCUGGCGGCCUACAGGGCUAGCCUGGUCUCCAAGAGCCCCCCGGAGCAGAGCGAGAGCAAGAGCACGCAGGCAAACCCGCCAGCCAAGAUGCUGCCCCCGAAGCAGCCCAUGUACGCCAUGCCAGGCCUCGCCUCCUUCCUCACGCCCUCGGACCUGCAGGCCUUCCGCAGCGGGGCCUCUCCCGCCACCCUCGCCCGGACACUGGGCUCCAAGUCGCUGCUGCCAGGCCUCAGCGCGUCCCCACCGCCGCCACCCGCCUUCCCGCUCAGCCCUUCCCUGCAUCAGCAGCUGCCACUGCCUCCGCACGCACAGGGCGCCCUCCUCAGUCCCUCUGUCAGCAUGUCCCCUGCCCCCCAGCCCUCUGUCCUGCCCACCCCCAUGGCACUGCAGGUGCAGCUGGCAAUGAGCCCCUCGCCUCCAGGGCCACAGGACUUCCCUCACAUCUCCGAGUUCCCCAGCGGCUCCGGGUCCCGCUCACCGGGCCCAUCCAACCCCCCAAGCAGUGGGGACUGGGACAGCAGUUACCGGAGCGGGGAGUGCAGCACCAGCACCUGCAGCCUGCUGCCCAGGGACAAAUCGCUCUACCUCACCUAAUCCUGCCUCCUCUCCCUGAGGCUCGCUGGAAGGGCACUGCUCGGCGCCUGAAGGGCUGAGCGCAGGAAAGAGGCCUUGGCAGGAGGCGGGUGACGGCCAGACAGAGCAGUGACACGCCAGUGCCCGGGGCUCAGUCUCUCCCUCAACUCCCAGCAGCCCCUGCUGCUCACCUGCUUGCUCCGGGGAACCGCGGACCCCACCUCUCGCCCCGCACACGGCCCCCUAGGUCUGGACGUCUGGCCCCAGCCCCAGCUCACGCGGGCUGCCCUGGCAGGGCCGCCGCCAACAGAAACCCAGCCCUGGGCGCCCGGCCCAGCCGCAGGGGUGCAGUUACGGUUUUCCGGUGUGGACUGAAGUUCCAAGAGCCUCGCUGUGGGCCCCGUGUGCGUAGCUGACUAAAUGUGUUAGAACCGUGCCGAGACAUCUGUGAGGUUAUUUUGUUGGGGGGAAAUGUCGUUUCCUGUAUGGUCAGAAGCAUUUUCUAUGCCCCUAGCACCUUCUUUCUUAAGUUGUCUCUGAAGGGACUGGCUGUCUAGCGUUUCGUCGUCUACACAGCGAGCACCCGAGCUGCUGGCCACACGUGUGGACGGUGCUCCUGGUUCCAAGCCGACGUCCACGGAUGUGCGAUGGCCAGCCACGACUGUCGUCUAUUUCCAAUGAAAACUGGAGGCCACUGUUGUGGUUUGUCCUGACGUGCGUGUGGCCCAGGGGUCGCUUGGGUUUCGGUUCCUGGCUCUGUCUGUGGCUGUCUCCCACCCUGGCGGACAUCCAUCCGGGUGCCCAGUGCUUCUCUCAGAUCUCUUUGUAAUAAAACUCCAGAAACAA